Helicoverpa zea (corn earworm) is the source of this 1512-nucleotide messenger RNA. It is a transcript of the gene Elav, whose product is annotated as ELAV-like protein 2. The coding region runs from base 37 to 942 and encodes 301 amino acids. The record is from RefSeq and is a predicted model, not a curated record. Gene Ontology annotation, cellular component: ribonucleoprotein complex. The transcript has a single exon. Lineage: Eukaryota; Metazoa; Arthropoda; Insecta; Lepidoptera; Noctuidae. Gene Ontology annotation, molecular function: RNA binding.
UACUGUGAAAUGUCAUUCACCGACAACAAUUAAAAAAUGUCGGAAUCGUGUCAAGACGGUAAUUGUCAAGGAAAUAAUGAAUAUGGGCCGGACGAAUCACCCACCAAACUUAUCGUCAAUUACAUUCCUGAAGUCAUGACCCAGGAUAUGAUGUUCUCGCUAUUUUCAACAAUGGGUAAACUAGAAAGUUGUAAAUUGAUAGCGAACCGAGGCUAUGGAUUCGUCGAGUACUCUCGUCCUGAGGAUGCAGUCAAAGCACGUAAGGCUUUCAACGGCCUCCUAAUGCAAAACAAGACGCUGAAAGUGUCGCAUGCCCUACUCAAUCCGGAGUUAAAACCGCCUUCGAAACCAGAAGCCGACUGGAACCUCUAUGUAUGUAACCUGCCUAAUGAACUGACCUUGCAGGAUUUACAUGGACUAUUCGCACAAUUUGGUAAAAUAGUUAAUUCUCGCAUAGCUGCAGGUAUAGCAUUUGUUUUAUACGAGCAUCAGUAUGAAGCGGAAAGAGCCAUUCAGAACAUUAAUGGCACCACACCGCCUGGCUUUCUACACCCAUUAACAGUUAAGUAUGCUAAUAAGAGUAACCCUAAUAAACAUAAAAACAAUAAUAAUAACUUUCCUAAAAGUCCCCUUGUGAGACCAUAUCACUGGAUAAAUCAUAUGAAUGCUAUAGGAGAUCACAAUUCUCCGAGUACAUGGUCUAUAUACAUUUAUAAUAUUGCUCCGGAAGUGGAGGAGUUGACUUUGUGGCAGCUAUUUGGUCCAUAUGGUGCUAUUGUGUCGGUUAAGAUAAUCAAGGAUCAUUCAACUAAUAAGAGUAAAGGAUUUGGAUUUGUGACUAUGAGAAAUUAUGACCAAGCGGCGAUGGCAAUACAAGCAUUGAAUGGAUACGUUCUUCAUGGCCAACCCCUGUCGGUUAGUUUCAAGACUCAGAAGAGAUAAUGCUUAUGUGAAAGACUUAAUAAACUUUACAAUAUCAAUACAGUAAUAAAUAGACAAAAACAAUACCUAAUUGAUUGGCAUUAUCAAAAAUUGCAAAUAAAAUAGUCCCGACUUCUGAAUUUUGUGUACACCCCUUAACCAUAUGUGCAGUCAGUUGACUUUGACUCUUGUUGAAAAUAUUAUAUUACUUUGAGCUAUCGACAUUGUUAAGUUUGUUUAUGAAUAAUAAUUUAUUCGGUUUGCUCGUUAAAUGUUUCAAGUUUACUAGAAGUUUAAGAUUGUAUUGAAUAUGAUUGUUGUUUGGACGUUCAACAUCAGUUGUGAGUUGUAAUGCUUUCAUUACUUUAAUCUUAUUAUUUAAGUAUAAUAAAACCAUUUUAAAGAAAGUGCUUUUACAAGAUCUAACUAAUUGAUAAGCCACAUUGAGAUGUUUAAUCAGCUACUAGUUUUAGUUGUACACUUUUUAUAACAUGAUGUCUAUUUAGGUAGUGAAAACGAAAUCUAGAUUAUAUCAUAUUUAUACAUUUAGUAUAAAAUUUGCUGAAUUAAAGUUCAUUUUCACAAUUUUAA